Molecule: messenger RNA, 3069 nt
Organism: Knipowitschia caucasica
Lineage: Eukaryota; Metazoa; Chordata; Actinopteri; Gobiiformes; Gobiidae
Source: the annotation of a GenBank genome assembly
AUGGGGUAUGGACGGUCGGACAGUUACCGCGUGGCCACCACGCAGGACAAGGAUGAGAAAGAAUCACCCAAAAAGAAAGGAGGCAAGGAUCUGGAUGACCUCAAGAAAGAAGUCCCCAUUAUGGAACACAAAAUGUCUGUGGAGGAGGUUUGCAGGAAGUACAACACUGACAUCGUCCAGGGUUUGACCAACGCCCGAGCUGCGGAGUACCUAGCUCGGGACGGUCCCAACGCGCUGACCCCGCCCCCCACCACCCCAGAGUGGGUCAAGUUCUGCCGCCAGCUCUUCGGAGGCUUCUCCGUCCUGCUGUGGAUUGGAGCCAUUCUCUGCUUCUUAGCCUACGCCAUUCAGGCCGCCACCGAGGACGACCCGGCUGGAGACAAUUUGUAUCUGGGAAUUGUGCUGUCCGCUGUUGUCAUCAUCACCGGCUGCUUCUCAUAUUUCCAGGAGGCAAAGAGCUCCAAGAUCAUGGAGUCCUUUAAGAACAUGGUCCCACAGCAAGCUCUGGUGAUCCGCGAGGGAGAGAAGAUGCAGAUCAACGCAGAGCAGGUGGUGGCAGGAGACCUGGUGGAGGUGAAGGGUGGAGACCGCAUCCCCGCCGACCUACGCGUCAUCUCCUCUCACGGCUGCAAGGUGGACAACUCCUCUCUCACCGGCGAAUCCGAGCCCCAGACCAGGUCACCUGACUGUACCCACGACAACCCCCUGGAAACUCGCAACAUCGCCUUCUUCUCCACCAACUGUGUGGAAGGAACUGCCCGUGGUAUCGUGGUUUGCACCGGUGACCACACGGUGAUGGGGCGCAUUGCCACCCUCACCUCAGGCCUGGAGACCGGCAAGACUCCGAUUGCGAAGGAGAUCGAGCACUUCAUCCACAUCAUCACAGGCGUGGCCGUGUUCCUGGGCGUCUCCUUCUUCAUCCUCUCCAUUGCGCUGGGAUACUCGUGGCUUGAGGCCGUCAUCUUCCUCAUUGGCAUCAUCGUGGCCAACGUGCCCGAGGGUCUGCUGGCCACUGUCACCGUUUGCCUGACUCUGACGGCAAAGCGAAUGGCGCGUAAGAACUGUCUGGUGAAGAACCUGGAGGCGGUGGAGACGCUGGGAUCCACCUCCACCAUCUGCUCCGACAAAACCGGGACCCUGACUCAGAACCGCAUGACUGUGGCCCACAUGUGGUUCGACAACCAGAUCCACGAGGCCGACACCACAGAGGACCAGUCUGGCUGCUCCUUCGACAAGAGCUCCGCCACCUGGGUGUCUCUGGCCCGAGUCGCCACUCUGUGUAACCGAGCCGUGUUCAAGGCAGGACAGGACUCUCUGCCCAUCCUGAAGAGGGAGGUGGCCGGAGACGCAUCCGAGUCUGCGCUGCUCAAAUGUAUUGAGCUGUCGUGUGGCGGCGUCAAAGUCAUGAGGGACAAGAACAAGAAGGUGGCGGAGAUUCCCUUCAACUCCACCAACAAGUACCAGCUCUCCAUCCAUGAGACAGAGGACGAGAACGACAACCGUUACCUGCUGGUCAUGAAGGGGGCGCCAGAGAGGAUCCUGGACCGCUGCACCACCAUCAUGGUCCAGGGCAAAGAGCAGCCCAUGGACGACGAGAUGAAAGAGUCUUUUCAGAACGCUUACCUGGAGCUGGGAGGCCUUGGCGAGAGGGUGCUGGGGUUCUGCCAUCUGUUCAUGUCCGAGGAGAAAUACCCCAAAGGUUUUGCGUUUGACACAGAUGACGUGAACUUCCAAACAGACGAACUGUGCUUUGUGGGGCUGAUGUCCAUGAUUGACCCUCCUAGAGCCGCGGUCCCUGACGCUGUGGGCAAGUGCCGAUCUGCCGGAAUCAAGGUCAUCAUGGUGACCGGAGACCACCCCAUCACAGCGAAGGCCAUCGCUAAAGGAGUGGGCAUCAUCUCCGAGGGCAACGAGACUGUAGAAGACAUCGCUUUACGGCUCAACAUCCCCGUCAGCCAAGUCAACCCCAGAGAUGCCAAGGCCUGUGUGAUCCACGGCACCGACCUGAAGGACUUGUCCCAGGACCAGAUGGACGACAUCCUGAAGAACCACACAGAGAUCGUCUUCGCCAGAACCUCCCCCCAGCAGAAGCUCAUCAUCGUGGAGGGCUGCCAGCGACAGGGAGCCAUCGUGGCAGUAACAGGAGAUGGUGUGAAUGACUCUCCGGCCCUGAAGAAGGCGGACAUUGGCGUGGCCAUGGGCAUCUCCGGCUCCGACGUGUCCAAACAGGCCGCAGACAUGAUCCUGCUCGACGACAACUUUGCCUCCAUCGUCACCGGCGUUGAGGAAGGUCGCCUGAUCUUUGACAACUUGAAGAAGUCCAUCGCCUACACUCUGACCAGCAACAUCCCAGAGAUCACCCCCUUUCUGUUCUUCAUCCUGGUGAACAUCCCUCUGCCACUGGGCACCAUCACCAUCCUCUGCAUCGACCUGGGCACAGACAUGGUGCCUGCCAUCUCUUUGGCUUAUGAAGCAGCAGAAAGUGACAUCAUGAAGCGGCAGCCCAGAAACCCGGCCAGAGACAAGCUGGUGAACGAGAGGCUCAUCAGCAUCGCAUACGGACAGAUCGGUAUGAUCCAGGCUCUGGGCGGCUUCUUUGCGUACUUUGUGAUCAUGGCUGAGAACGGCUUCCUGCCCUCGCACCUGGUGGGCAUCAGGCUGAACUGGGACGACCGCUCCAACAACGACCUGGAGGACAGCUACGGACAGCAAUGGACGUACGAACAAAGAAAAAUCGUGGAGUUCACUUGCCACACUGCCUUCUUUGUGAGUAUCGUGGUCGUGCAAUGGGCCGACGUCAUCAUCUGUAAGACCAGACGCAACUCAGUGUUCCAGCAGGGCAUGAGGAAUAAGAUAUUGAUCUUUGGGCUGUUUGAGGAGACGGCUCUGGCUGCCUUCCUGUCCUACUGCCCUGGGAUGGACCUGGCUCUACGGAUGUUCCCACUCAAGCCCAGCUGGUGGUUCUGCGCCUUCCCCUACAGUUUCCUCAUCUUUGUUUAUGAUGAGAUCAGAAAACUCAUCCUUCGCCGAAACCCAGGAGGCUGGGUUGAAAAAGAAACUUAUUACUGA